Messenger RNA from Asparagus officinalis (garden asparagus), 1366 nucleotides. RefSeq names its product putative casein kinase II subunit beta-4. The transcript has 6 exons. NCBI's taxonomy places the organism in Eukaryota, Viridiplantae, Streptophyta, Magnoliopsida, Asparagales, Asparagaceae. Bases 185 to 964 code for a protein of 259 amino acids. Gene Ontology annotation, molecular function: protein kinase regulator activity. The record is from RefSeq and is a predicted model, not a curated record. Gene Ontology annotation, cellular component: cytoplasm; protein kinase CK2 complex.
CUCCGCCGUCCAUCCUGACCUCCCUCCCCUCUGAGGACCCCCCUUCCCCUCUCUCUUCUCCCCCAGAUGCUAGGGUUAGGUUUAGGGUUAGGGUUUGGUCCGUUGCCCUAACCUCCUCUUUAGAAAGGAGAAAAGAGCUAGGGUGUGGGCGGCGGCGGCGGCGGAGGAGGAGCUAGGGUUAAGGAUGUCUCGUGCUGGGGGAGUGAGAUCUGUGGAUGUGAGCUCCAAGGCGCCGGGGGUCUCGGUGGUGACCACGAGCGGGAAGAAGCGGUCGGAGACGGCGUCGACGUCGGCGGCGGUGGGGCCCAAGAGCAAGGAGAUCAAGCAGACCACUGCUCAGUCGCCGCAAGAUAUCUCUGAUACUGGGAGCGAGGAAACAGAUCUGAGCACUUCUGAUGGAGAUGAUUCAUCAUGGAUUUCUUGGUUUUGUGGGUUGAGAGGAAAUGAGCUCUUCUGUGAAGUUGAUGAGGACUACAUACAAGAUGACUUCAAUUUAUGCGGACUUCAGGGACAAGUUCCCUUUUAUGAUUAUGCCCUGGACAUGAUAUUGGACAAUGAUUCAUUGAGUGGUGAGGUUGACGGUAACGAACAAAAUGAAAUUGAGUCUGCGGCAGAGAUACUGUACGGUCUUAUACAUGCACGCUAUAUUGUAACUACCAAAGGAUUAAAUGCAAUGCAUGAGAAGUACAAGAGAGCAGAUUUUGGACGCUGCCCUCGAGUUUUCUGUGGGGGACAGCCAUGUUUGCCAGUCGGCAUGUCAGAUAUGCCCCGCAAUGGUUCUGUGAAGAUCUACUGCCCCAAAUGUGAAGAUAUUUAUUUCCCUAGAUGCAAAUAUCAGAGCAAUGUGGAUGGCUCUUAUAUCGGCACGACAUUCCCUCAUCUGUACAUGAUGACUUAUCCUUCAGCAAAACCAGCAAAGCCAGCUCAAAGGACAAUAAGGGUUUCCCUUUGCGGGUCUGAUUAGUGAUUCUUUUCGCCCAGGAGAUAAAAGUGCUGCCAACUGAUGGAUGGCUGUAUCCUCUCAUAAGCUCAAGGCGUCGAAGUAUGGACACCUUAGUAGAAUUCUGAAAAUCACUGCCAAGAACAAUUUUGUGUGUAGUAAUACUGGUUUAGUUAGCGUCGACGUUUAUUGUAUUUGGUGGGUGUGUAGUAAUACUGUUGAUCCAGUUAACAUCUAUAAGUAGUUUGGCAAACUAAUUGGCAACAUUUAGUUCUCAUGUCCAACAUAAUGCACCAUACAUCUGGGUGCCUUGUGGUUGCUUGGCUUGCCUUGAGAAUGAAGUGGCCAGGGGUUUUAUCUGCAACAAUGAAACUAGAGGGGUGGUAAGCUCAAAACAAUGAUGCUACAGUGCUUAUUUGCGACUGA